GCUCGUCGCGCCGCGGGCGGCGCAACCCUUAGCGCCCCGGCCGCUGCAGCCAGCCCCCUGCCGGCGCGCUCGCCAUUCCGGCCCCCGCCACGGCCGCAGGUCCCACUGUUGCGCCCACUGUUCCUGCUGCUGCUCCUGGGGGUGGCGCGGGCCGGCGCCCUGGAGAUCCAGCGCCGCUUCCCCUCGCCCACGCCCACCAACAACUUCGUCCUGGACGGCGCGGCGGGGACGGUGUACCUGGCGGCCGUCAACCGUCUCUACCAGCUGUCGGGUGCCAACCUGAGCUUGGAGGCCGAGGCGGCCGUGGGCCCAGUAGCCGACAGCCCGUUGUGCCACGCCCCGCAGCUGCCGCAGGCCUCGUGCGAGCACCCACGGCGCCUCACCGACAACUACAACAAGAUCCUGCAACUGGACACCGGCCAAGGCCUGGUGGUCGUGUGUGGCUCCAUUUACCAGGGCUUCUGCCAGCUGCGGCGCCGGGGCAACAUCUCCGCCGUGGCUGUGCACUUCCCGCCCGCCGGGCCGCCCGCCGAGCCUGUCACCGUGUUCCCCAGUAUGCUGAAUGUGGCGGCCAACCACCCAAAUGCAUCCACCGUAGGGCUAGUCCUGCCGCCGGCCUCAGGCACGGGGGGCAGCCGCCUGCUCGUGGGCGCCACGUACACGGGUUACGGCAGCGCCUUCUUCCCGCGCAACCGCAGCCUGGAGGACCACCGCUUCGAGAACACGCCCGAGAUCGCCAUCCGUUCUCUAGACGCGCGCGGCGACCUGGCCAAGCUCUUCACUUUCGACCUCAACCCCUCCGACGACAACAUUCUCAAGAUCAAGCAGGGCGCCAAGGAGCAGCACAAGCUGGGCUUCGUGCGCGCAUUUCUGCACCCGCCGGACUCGCUGUCCCGCGCACCAUCCUACGCGUACCUGGCGCUCAACAGCGAGGCGCGCGCGGGCGACAAGGAGAGCCAGGCGCGGAGCCUCCUGGCGCGCAUCUGUCUGCCCCGCGGCGCCAGCGGCGACGCCAAGAAGCUCACUGAGUCCUACAUCCAGCUUGGCUUGCAGUGCGCGGGCGGCGCGGGUCGAGGCGACCUCUACAGCCGCCUGGUCUCAGUCUUCCCGGCACGCGAGCGGCUCUUCGCAGUUUUCGAGCGGCCCCCAGGGGGUCCCACGGCCCGGGCGGCUCCAGCCGCGCUCUGCGCCUUCAGCUUUGCUGAUGUGCAAGCCGCCAUCCGCACCGCACGCACAGCCUGCUUCGUGCAGCCGGCGCCGGACGUGGUGGCGGUGCUAGACAGUGUGGUGCAGGGCACCGGGCCGGCUUGCGAGCGCAAGCGAAACAUCCAGCUUCAGCCGGAGCAGCUGGACUGUGGGGCUGCCCACCUGCAGCAUCCACUGUCAGUCUUGCAGCCCCUGAAGGCCACACCUGUGUUCCGUGCCCCUGGCCUCACUGCUGUAGCCGUGGCUGGUGUCAACAACUACACAGUGGUCUUCCUGGGGACCGUCAGUGGGCGUCUCCUCAAGAUCAAUCUGAACGAGAGCAUGCAGGUUGUGAGCCGGCGGGUGGUGACCGUGGCCUACGGGGAGCCUGUGCACCACAUCAUGCAGUUUGACCCCGUAGACCCUGGCUACCUCUACCUGAUGACGUCACACCAGAUGGCCCGGGUGAAAGUCGCUGCAUGCUACGUGCAUUCCACCUGUGAAGACUGUGUGGGUGCAGCGGAUGCCUACUGUGGCUGGUGUGCCCUAGAGACUCGGUGCACUUUGCAGCAGGACUGCGCCAACUCCAGCCAACAGCAUUUCUGGACCAGUGCCAGCGAGGGCACCAGCCGCUGCCCUGCCAUGACCGUCCUGCCAGCUGAGAUUGACGUGCUCCGGGAGUACCCAGGCAUGAUCCUGCAACUCUCGGGCAGUCUGCCAGACCUAAGUGGAAUGGAAAUGGCCUGCGACUAUGGGAACGAAGUCCGCACCAUAGCCCGGGUGCCGGGCCCUGCCUUCAGCCACCAAAUUGCCUACUGCAACCUCCUCCCUAGGGACCGCUUCCCACCCUUUCCACCAAACCAAGACCACGUAAACGUCGAGAUGUCUGUGAGGGUCAAUGGACGGAACAUCGUCAGGGCCAAUUUCACCAUUUAUGACUGCAGCCGCAUUGGACAAGUGUACCCCCACACAGCCUGCAUCAGCUGCCUGUCAACACAGUGGCCCUGUUUCUGGUGCGCCCAGCAGCACACCUGCGCCUCCAACCAGUCUCAGUGCGAGGCCUCCCCCAAUCUCACGAGCCCUCAGGACUGCCCCCAGAUCCUGCCCUCACCCUUGGCACCUGUGCCCACUGGCGGCUCCCAGAACUUCCUGGUGCCUCUGGCCAAUGCCUCUUUCUUCCAAGGCACAGCCCUAGAGUGCAGCUUUGGGCCGGAGGAGAUCUUUGAGGCCACAUGGGUGAAUGAAUCAACUGUAUGCUGCAACCAAGUGGUGCUGCACACGACCCAGAAGAGCCAAGUGUUUCCACUCAGCCUUCAGCUAAAGGGAAGGCCAGCCCGAUUCCUGGACAGCCUGGACCCCAUGACAGUUGAGAUCUAUAACUGUGCCAUGGGGAGCCCUGACUGCUCCCAGUGCCUGGGCCGGGCUGACCUGGGCCACCUGUGUAUGUGGAGUGAUGGCUGCCGCCUGCGGGGACCCCUACAGCCCCUGGAAGACUCCUGCCCCGCCCCCGAGAUCUACACGAUUGAGCCCCAGAGUGGCCCGCUGGAUGGUGGAACGCUGCUGACCAUCCGAGGCAGAAACCUGGGCCGGCGGCUCAGGGACGUGGCCCAUGGUGUGUGGAUUGGCGGUGUGGCUUGUGAGCCGCUGGCUGACAGAUACACGGUGUCAGAGGAGAUUGUGUGUGCCACAGGACCAGCCCAAGGGCCCUUCUCAGAUGUGGUGACGGUGAAUGCCUCCAAAGAGGGCCGCUCACGGGAACGCUUCUCAUACGUGCUACCUCUGGUCCACUCCGUGGAGCCUGCCGUGGGCCCCAAGGCAGGGGGCACCAGGAUCACCAUCCGUGGGAGCCACCUGGAUGUGGGCUCUGAGCUCCAGGUCCUGCUCAAUGACACAGAGCCCUGCACAGACCUCCAGCGUACGGCCACCAACAUUUCCUGCACUGCGCCUGGUGGGGCCCUGCCAGUGCCCGUACCCGUGUGCGUACGCUUUGAGCGCCAGGGCUGCACACGUGGCAACCUCACCUUCCGGUACAUGCGGAACCCGGUCAUCACCGCGAUCAGCCCUCGCCGCAGCCUGGUCAGCGGCGGAAGGACCAUCACAGUGGCCGGCGAGCGGUUCCACAUGGUUCAGAACGUGUCCAUGACGGUACAUCACAUUGGCCGUGAGCCUACGCUCUGCAAGGUUCUCAACUCCACCCUCAUCACCUGCCCCUCUCCGGGGGCCCUGAGUAACACGUCGGCACCAGUGGACUUCUUCAUCAACGGACGAGUGUACGCGGACGAGGCGGCCCUGGCCGAGGAACUCCUGGACCCUGAGGAGGUACAACGCGGCAGCAGGUUCCGCCUGGACUACCUCCCUGACCCGCAGUUCUCCACAGCCAAGAGGGAGAAAUGGAUCAAACACCACCCUGGGGAGCCUCUAACCCUGGUCAUCCAUAAGGAGCAGGACGGCUUGGGGCUGGAGAGCCAUGAGUACCGGGUAAAGAUCGGCCAGGUGGCCUGUGACAUCCAGAUCGUCUCUGACAGAGUGAUCCAUUGCUCGGUCAAUGAGUCCCUGGGUGCCACUGAGGGCCAGCUGCCCAUCACGAUCCAGGUGGGGAACUUCAACCAGACCAUCGCCACACUGCAGCUGGGGGGCAGUGAGACGGCCAUCAUUGUGUCUAUUGUCAUCUGCAGCGUCCUGUUGCUACUCUCUGUGGUUGCCCUGUUCGUCUUCUGUACCAAGAGCCGCCGUGCAGAACGCUAUUGGCAGAAGACGUUGCUGCAGAUGGAAGAGAUGGAGUCUCAGAUCCGGGAGGAGAUUCGUAAAGGCUUUGCUGAGCUGCAGACAGACAUGACAGACCUGACCAAGGAGCUGAACCGCAGUCAGGGCAUCCCCUUCUUGGAGUACAAGCACUUCGUGACUCGGACCUUCUUCCCUAAGUGCUCCUCCCUUUAUGAAGAACGUUAUGUACUGCCUUCCCAGGCGCUCAACUCCCAGGGCAGCUCUGUGGUGCAGGAGACUCACCCACUCCUGGGGGAGUGGAAGAUCCCUGAGAGCUGCCGGCCCAACAUGGAAGAGGGGAUCAGCCUCUUCUCCUCCCUACUCAACAACAAACAUUUCCUCAUCGUCUUCGUCCAUGCACUGGAGCAGCAGAAGGACUUUGCAGUGCGCGACAGGUGCAGCCUGGCCUCUCUGCUGACCGUGGCACUGCAUGGUAAGCUCGAGUACUACACGAGCAUCAUGAAGGACUUGCUGGUGGACCUCAUCGAUGCCUCGGCCGCCAAGAACCCCAAGCUCAUGCUGCGGCGCACCGAGUCUGUGGUGGAGAAGAUGCUCACGAACUGGAUGUCCAUCUGCAUGUACAGCUGUCUGCGGGAAACGGUUGGGGAGCCGUUCUUCCUGCUCCUGUGUGCCAUCAAGCAGCAGGUCAAUAAAGGUUCCAUUGACGCCAUCACAGGCAAGGCCCGCUACACGCUCAACGAGGAGUGGCUUCUGCGGGAAAACAUCGAGGCCAAGCCCCGGAACCUGAAUGUGUCCUUCCAGGGCUGUGGCAUGGACUCACUGAGCGUGCGGGCCAUGGAUACGGACACACUGACACAGGUCAAGGAGAAGAUCUUGGAGGCCUUUUGCAAGAACGUGCCUUAUUCCCAGUGGCCGCGUGCCGAAGAUGUGGACCUAGAGUGGUUCGCCUCGAGCACGCAGAGCUACGUCCUGCGGGACUUGGAUGACACCUCAGUGAUGGAAGACGGCCGCAAGAAGCUCAAUACCCUGGCCCACUACAAGAUCCCUGAGGGCGCCUCCCUGGCCAUGAGCCUCACAGACAAGAAGGACAACACCUUGGGCCGAGUGAAAGACUUGGACACAGAGAAGUAUUUCCAUUUGGUGCUGCCCACGGAUGAGCUGGUGGAGCCCAAGAAGUCCCACCGGCAGAGCCACCGCAAGAAGGUGCUGCCUGAGAUCUACCUGACCCGCCUGCUGUCCACCAAGGGAACACUGCAGAAAUUUUUGGAUGACCUGUUCAAGGCCAUUCUGAGCAUCCGGGAGGACAAGCCCCCGCUGGCUGUCAAGUACUUCUUUGACUUCCUGGAGGAGCAGGCUGAGAAGAGGGGCAUCUCAGAUCCAGACACCUUGCACAUCUGGAAGACCAACAGCCUUCCUCUCCGGUUCUGGGUGAACAUCCUGAAGAACCCCCAGUUUGUCUUUGACAUUGACAAGACAGACCACAUCGAUGCCUGCCUCUCAGUCAUUGCUCAGGCCUUCAUCGACGCCUGCUCUAUCUCUGACCUACAACUGGGCAAGGACUCACCAACCAACAAGCUCCUCUAUGCUAAGGAGAUCCCCGAGUACCGCAAGAUUGUGCAGCGUUACUACAAGCAGAUCCACGACAUGACCCCGCUCAGCGAGCAGGAGAUGAACGCUCACCUGGCUGAGGAGUCUCGGAAAUACCAGAAUGAAUUCAACACCAACGUGGCCAUGGCAGAGAUUUAUAAAUAUGCCAAGAGGUACCGCCCCCAGAUCAUGGCCGCUCUGGAGGCGAACCCCGCAGCAGGGAGGACACAGCUACAGCACAAGUUUGAGCAGGUGGUGGCUCUGAUGGAGGACAACAUUUACGAGUGCUACAGUGAGGCCUGA
Chrysochloris asiatica (Cape golden mole) is the source of this 5799-nucleotide messenger RNA. It is a transcript of the gene PLXND1, whose product is annotated as plexin D1. The annotation marks the transcript as partial. Lineage: Eukaryota; Metazoa; Chordata; Mammalia; Afrosoricida; Chrysochloridae. The transcript has 36 exons. Gene Ontology annotation, cellular component: semaphorin receptor complex. Gene Ontology annotation, molecular function: protein binding; semaphorin receptor activity. The record is from RefSeq and is a predicted model, not a curated record. Gene Ontology annotation, biological process: regulation of GTPase activity; semaphorin-plexin signaling pathway involved in axon guidance; regulation of cell shape.